Molecule: messenger RNA, 1546 nt
Organism: Zingiber officinale
Lineage: Eukaryota; Viridiplantae; Streptophyta; Magnoliopsida; Zingiberales; Zingiberaceae
Product: homeobox protein knotted-1-like 6
Exons: 5
Coding region: 215-1285 (356 amino acids)
Biological process (GO): regulation of DNA-templated transcription
Cellular component (GO): nucleus
Molecular function (GO): DNA-binding transcription factor activity, RNA polymerase II-specific; DNA binding
Source: RefSeq, a predicted model, not a curated record
AGGCCGACCCCUCCAUCACGCUUUCUCUCUCUCUCCUGGUCUUUUGCCCACUCUCUAACCUUUCCCCACCCCCUUCUAGGGUUUGCUGCUCCCCUUCUUUCUCCCUCCAUCUCACCGUUCGCUUUGCCCUCCUCGCUUUAGUAUCAGAAACCUAACCCAAAUAGUUGUACUACACUACCACUCCUUUUUGGGGAAGGACUAAUUAAACUAGCUAAUGGAGGAGUUCUCUCAGCUGGGGAGCAAUCUAUGGGGAGGCAUCGUGUGUUCCACAGCAUCCAAACCCGCGACUGAUCAUGACGCUGCAAUGGUCGCUGCGGCUCCACAUCCUCCACCUACUUCCGGAGCCGCCGCUCAUGCUUCCAUAUUCGACAAGGCCGGCGGCUGCGGCAUCCCCACCGCUGCCCUCCUCGCCGGCCGCCAAAACUCCUCCGCCUCACUUCUCUUUCAGCAGGGUAAGCACGAGGUCGGCCUCGGCGGAGCCUCCUCCUCCCAUUUUCCUCCCACCUCCGACGUCGACGCCAUCAAGGCCAAGAUUAUCUCCCACCCCCAGUACUCCAGCCUCCUCGCCGCCUACAUCGACUGCCAAAAGAUCGGAGCGCCGCCGGAAGUGGUAGACCGGCUCUCUGCCGUAGCGCAAGAGUUGGAAAUGCGGCAGCGGGCGAGCUUGAUCUGCCAGGACCCUCCCACCGACCCCGAGCUCGACCAGUUCAUGGAGGCCUACCACGAGAUGCUGGUCAAAUACAGGGAGGAGCUGACGAGGCCGUUACAGGAGGCCAUGGAGUUCUUCCGCAGGGUCGAGUCGCAGCUCAACUCUCUCUCCCUCUCCGAUGCCUCCCUUCGCAUCUUGACGGCAGAUGAUAAGUUUGGGAUUUGCUCUUCUGAAGACGAUCAAGAUGGAAGCGGAGGCGAAACCGAACUCCCAGAGCUGGACGCAUCCGUCGAAGACCGCGAGCUGAAGCACCAACUCCUGAAAAAGUACAGUGGCUAUCUGAGCAGCUUGAGGCAAGAGCUGUCCAAGAAGAAGAAGAAAGGCAAGCUCCCGAAGGAUGCACGGCAGCAGCUGCUCAACUGGUGGGAACUUCAUUACAAAUGGCCAUACCCUUCUGAGACGCAGAAAGUGGCCCUGGCGGAAUCAACGGGGCUCGACUUGAAGCAGAUCAACAACUGGUUCAUAAAUCAAAGGAAGAGGCAUUGGAAGCCUUCGGAGGACAUGCAGUUCGUGGUGAUGGAUGGCUAUCAUGCUCCAAACGCUGCUUUGUACAUGGACGGGCAGUACUUCAUGUGAGAGGAACUCUGUCGUCUCGGACCUUGAAUUGAGGUCAGCUAUGGUACCUACAACCUAAUUAGACCUCGUCCUAAGCGAGUCAUAUAAUUAUAUUUAUUUGGGCAGGUUAACAAUAAGCCUGUAAGCCGUCGUCUGUAUUAUUAUUAAUUGCAUUGUGCCGGGUGCUGUACACUCUGCUACUCGUGGCUACGUCUAUUUAUGGUGUUGUAAAAGAAAAUACUCUGUUCGUAUAAUUAUUUAAUACCUCGCAAAUUUUAUUAA